This is a messenger RNA of Propithecus coquereli (Coquerel's sifaka), 3984 nucleotides long. It is a transcript of the gene RPTOR, whose product is annotated as regulatory associated protein of MTOR, complex 1. Gene Ontology annotation, biological process: cellular response to amino acid stimulus; positive regulation of cell growth; TORC1 signaling. The record is from RefSeq and is a predicted model, not a curated record. NCBI's taxonomy places the organism in Eukaryota, Metazoa, Chordata, Mammalia, Primates, Indriidae. The coding region runs from base 1 to 3846 and encodes 1281 amino acids. The transcript is spliced from 33 exons. Gene Ontology annotation, molecular function: protein-macromolecule adaptor activity; protein binding. Gene Ontology annotation, cellular component: TORC1 complex; cytoplasm.
AUGAAGACGGUCAGUGUUGCCUUAGUUUUGUGUCUGAAUGUCGGUGUGGACCCUCCAGAUGUGGUGAAGACCACGCCCUGCGCGCGUUUGGAGUGCUGGAUAGAUCCUCUGUCCAUGGGCCCUCAGAAAGCUCUGGAAACCAUCGGUGCGAAUUUGCAGAAGCAGUACGAGAACUGGCAGCCAAGGGCCCGGUACAAGCAGAGCCUCGACCCAACCGUGGACGAGGUCAAGAAGCUCUGCACGUCUUUACGCCGCAACGCCAAGGAGGAACGGGUCCUCUUCCACUACAACGGCCACGGGGUGCCCAGGCCCACGGUGAACGGGGAGGUCUGGGUCUUCAACAAGAACUACACGCAGUACAUCCCCCUGUCCAUCUAUGACCUGCAGACGUGGAUGGGCAGCCCGUCGAUAUUCGUCUACGACUGCUCCAACGCCGGCCUUAUCGUCAAGUCCUUCAAACAGUUCGCCCUGCAGCGGGAGCAGGAGCUGGAGGUAGCUGCAAUUAACCCAAACCACCCACUGGCCCAGAUGCCUUUGCCACCGUCCAUGAAGAACUGCAUCCAGCUGGCGGCCUGCGAGGCCCACGAGCUCCUGCCCAUGAUCCCCGACCUCCCGGCCGACCUGUUCACAUCCUGCCUCACCACCCCCAUCAAGAUCGCCCUGCGCUGGUUUUGCAUGCAGAAAUGUGUGAGUCUGGUGCCUGGAGUCACCCUGGAUUUGAUAGAAAAGAUCCCCGGCCGGCUGAACGACAGGAGGACUCCUCUGGGCGAGCUGAAUUGGAUCUUCACAGCAAUCACAGACACCAUCGCGUGGAACGUGCUCCCCCGGGAUCUCUUCCAAAAGCUCUUCAGACAAGACCUGCUGGUGGCUAGUCUCUUUCGGAAUUUUUUGCUGGCGGAAAGGAUCAUGAGGUCGUACAACUGCACUCCCGUCAGCAGCCCGCGGCUGCCCCCGACUUACAUGCACGCCAUGUGGCAGGCCUGGGACCUCGCCGUCGACAUCUGCCUGUCUCAGCUGCCAACCAUCAUCGAGGAAGGCACCGCGUUCAGGCACAGCCCGUUCUUCGCGGAGCAGCUGACCGCGUUCCAGGUGUGGCUCACCAUGGGCGUGGAGAACCGGAACCCGCCCGAGCAGCUGCCCAUCGUCUUGCAGGUGCUGCUGAGCCAAGUGCACCGCCUGAGAGCCCUGGACUUGCUGGGCAGGUUUCUGGACCUGGGGCCCUGGGCAGUGAGCCUGGCCUUGUCUGUCGGCAUCUUCCCCUACGUGCUCAAACUGCUCCAGAGCUCAGCCCGGGAGCUCAGGCCGCUGCUGGUUUUCAUCUGGGCCAAGAUCCUCGCCGUGGACAGUUCGUGCCAGGCGGACCUCGUCAAGGACAACGGCCACAAGUACUUCCUGUCGGUCUUGGCAGACCCCUACAUGCCAGCUGAACACAGGACCAUGACAGCGUUCAUUCUCGCUGUGAUUGUCAACAGCUAUAACACGGGACAGGAAGCCUGCCUUCAGGGCAACCUGAUCGCCAUCUGCCUGGAGCAGCUCAGCGACCCGCACCCCCUGCUGCGCCAGUGGGUGGCCAUCUGCCUGGGCAGGAUCUGGCAGAACUUCGACUCGGCCAGGUGGUGUGGCGUGCGGGACAGCGCUCAUGAGAAGCUCUACAGCCUGCUGUCCGACCCCAUUCCAGAGGUCCGCUGUGCGGCUGUGUUUGCGCUUGGCACGUUCGUGGGCAACUCUGCUGAGAGGACGGACCACUCCACCACCAUCGACCACAACGUGGCCAUGAUGCUGGCCCAGCUGGUCAAUGACGGGAGCCCUGUGGUGCGGAAGGAGCUGGUGGUGGCCCUGAGUCAUCUCGUAGUUCAGUAUGAGAGCAAUUUCUGCACCGUGGCCUUGCAGUUCAUGGAGGAGGAAAAGAACUACCCGCUGCCUUCGCCAGCCGCCACAGAGGCUGGGAGUCUGACCCCGGUGCGGGACAGUCCCUGCACCCCCAGGCUGCGUUCCGUGAGUUCCUACGGGAACAUUCGAGCCGUCACCACCGCCAGGAACCUGAACAAGUCUUUGCAGAACCUGAGUUUGACAGAAGAAUCCGGCGGUGCGGUGGCGUUCUCCCCCGGGAACCUCAGCACCAGCAGCAGCGCCAGCAGCACCCUGGGCAGCCCCGAGAACGAGGAGUACAUCCUCUCCUUCGAGACCAUCGACAAGAUGCGCCGCGUCAGCUCCUACUCCUCCCUCAACUCGCUCAUAGGUGUUUCUUUUAAUAGCGUUUACACUCAAAUCUGGAGGGUCUUACUGCACCUGGCGGCUGACCCCUAUCCGGACGUGUCCGACCUGGCCAUGAAGGUUCUCAACAGCAUUGCCUACAAGGCCACAGUGAAUGCCCGGCCCCAGCGCAUCCUGGACACCUCCUCUCUCACGCAGUCGGCCCCCGCCAGCCCGACCAACAAGGGCAUGCACAUCCACCAGGUGGGAGGCUCUCCCCCAGCGACCAGCACAAGUAGCUCCAGCCUGACCAACGACGUGGCCAAGCAGCCGGUCAGCCGGGACCUGCCCUCGGGCCGGCCGGGCGCCGCGGGCCCCGUGGGGGCACAGUACACCCCUCACUCGCACCAGUUCCCCCGGACGCGGAAGAUGUUCGACAAGGGCCCAGAGCAGACCACCGACGACGGCGACGAUGCUGCCGGACACAAGAGCUUCAUCUCCGCCUCGGUGCAGACGGGGUUCUGCGACUGGAGCGCGCGCUACUUCGCCCAGCCUGUCAUGAAGAUCCCGGAAGAGCAUGACCUGGAGAGUCAGAUCCGCAAGGAGCGGGAGUGGCGCUUUCUGCGGAACAGCCUGGUCCGGAAGCAGGCCCAGCAGCUCAUCCAGAAGGGCGUCACGAGACUGGACGACCAGAUAUUUCUGAACAGGAACCCGGGUGUCCCCUCCGUGGUCAAAUUUCACCCCUUUACCCCGUGUAUCGCCGUAGCUGAUAAGGACAGCAUCUGUUUCUGGGACUGGGAGAAAGGGGAGAAGCUGGACUAUUUCCACAACGGAAACCCGCGGUACACACGGGUCACGGCCAUGGAGUACCUGAACGGCCAGGACUGCUCGCUGCUGCUGACGGCCACUGAUGACGGUGCCAUCAGGGUCUGGAAGAACUUCGCUGACUUGGAAAAGAACCCAGAGAUGGUGACCGCGUGGCAGGGGCUCUCGGACAUGCUGCCGACGACGCGAGGAGCCGGGAUGGUGGUGGACUGGGAGCAAGAGACCGGCCUCCUCAUGAGCUCGGGGGACGUGCGGAUCGUCCGGAUCUGGGACACGGACCGCGAGAUGAAGGUGCAGGACAUCCCCACGGGUGCAGACAGCUGUGUGACAAGCCUGUCCUGCGACUCCCACCGCUCGCUCAUUGUGGCUGGCCUUGGCGACGGCUCCAUCCGCGUCUACGACAGGAGGAUGGCGCUCAGCGAGUGCCGCGUCAUGACGUACCGCGAGCACACGGCCUGGGUGGUGAAGGCCUACCUGCAGAAGCACCCCGAGGGCCGCAUCAUGAGCGUGAGCGUCAAUGGAGAUGUGCGUGUCUUUGACCCACGGAUGCCUGAGUCUGUGAACGUCCUUCAGAUCGUGAAGGGGCUGACGGCCCUGGACAUCCACCCCCAGGCAAACCUGAUCGCAUGCGGCUCCGUGAACCAGUUCACCGCCAUCUACAACGGCAGCGGCGAGCUGAUCAACAACAUCAAGUAUUACGACGGCUUCAUGGGCCAGCGCGUCGGCGCCAUCAGCUGCCUGGCCUUCCACCCACACUGGCCCCAUCUGGCGGUGGGAAGCAACGACUACUACAUCUCCGUGUACUCGGUGGAGAAGCGGGUCAGAUAGCGGCACCACCGGACCCUGCCAGGCCGCCGCCUGCUGUACAUAGUGACCCCACCGCGCGUCCGAGCGUAGCGUCGCCCUGCUGCUGCCCACGUGAACACUGGUUCCUGCCCUCGCUACUGACGACUGGAGGAGGGCCCU